This is a messenger RNA of Anguilla rostrata (American eel), 3277 nucleotides long. RefSeq names its product glutamate ionotropic receptor kainate type subunit 3 (gene grik3). The record is from RefSeq and is a predicted model, not a curated record. NCBI's taxonomy places the organism in Eukaryota, Metazoa, Chordata, Actinopteri, Anguilliformes, Anguillidae. The transcript has 16 exons. Gene Ontology annotation, biological process: synaptic transmission, glutamatergic; monoatomic ion transport; modulation of chemical synaptic transmission. Gene Ontology annotation, molecular function: kainate selective glutamate receptor activity; transmitter-gated monoatomic ion channel activity involved in regulation of postsynaptic membrane potential. Gene Ontology annotation, cellular component: presynaptic membrane; postsynaptic density membrane; plasma membrane.
CGUUUGCAAGAGAAUCCAGACCGGUUAUUGCCUCUCCCGAGCCUACCGACAGAUAGCAUCAGCGGUAGGAGGGGAUACGGAGACUCCUGCAGGCUAAUUGUAGCAGCCAGCGUUUGCAGGUGUAACACUGAUCCCUCUGUGCGAGAAACUGGGGUUUAAUCUAGGCGAGCCGUUCUGUGACUUAAGAGAGAGAAAGAGAGAGAGAGAGAGAAAAAAAAACUGGGAGAAUGUUGUACCAAGUACAAUGAGAACAGAUUUGUCUCGCGCGCACAAUUUCACCUGUGACUCCCGCGAACACAGAUUUGAUGAGCAAUUUUGAAGCGUCUUUGGAAUCUUAAAAAAAAGUGGAUCUCGUUUAUUUGACAAUCAUGAGAAAUACUUGGUUGUCGCCGCGGAGUGCGCUUUUGGAAUACUGUACAGCGCUUGUUUUGUCUCUCUUUUGGAUUCAGUAUUCUUGCGGGAUGCCCCAUGUCAUUCGAAUAGGAGGGAUUUUUGAGCAGACGGAGGGCCCGGUGGCCAUCGUCAGCGCGGAGGAGCAGGCCUUCAAGUUCGCCGUCAACAACAUCAACAGGAACAGGACCCUGCUGCCCAACACCACGCUCACCUACGACAUCCAGAGGAUCAACAUCUACGACAGCUUCGAGGCGUCCCGGAAAGCGUGCGACCAGCUGUCGCUGGGGGUGGUGGCCAUCUUCGGCCCCUCCCACAGCUCCUCGUCCAACGCCGUGCAGUCCAUCUGCAACGCCCUGGAGGUGCCGCACAUCCAGGUGCGGUGGAAGCACCACCCCAUGGACAACCGAGACACCUUCUACGCCAACCUCUACCCCGACUACUCCUCCCUCAGCUACGCCAUCCUCGACCUGGUCCAGUUCCUCAAAUGGAAGACCGCGACAGUCGUGUACGAUGACAGCACGGGUCUUAUAAGACUACAGGAACUCAUAAUGGCCCCCUCCAGGUACAACAUCAGGUUAAAAAUUCGGCAGCUCCCCCUGGACUCCGAGGACACCCGGCCGCUCCUCAAGGAGAUGAAGAGGGGGAGAGAGUUCCGGAUCAUCUUCGACUGCAGCCACACGAUGGCUGCGCAGAUCUUAAAGCAGGCCCUGGCCAUGGGUAUGAUGACGGAGUAUUACCACUACAUCUUCACCACUCUGGACCUGUUCGCCCUGGACCUGGAGCCGUACCGCUACUGCGGUGUGAACAUGACCGGCUUCCGCAUCCUGAACGUGGACAACCCCCAGGUGGCGUCCAUCGUGGAGAAGUGGUCCAUGGAGAGGCUGCAGGCCACGCCCAAACCGGAGUCCGGCCUCCUCGACGGGGUCAUGACGACAGAUGCUGCUCUGACGUACGACGCGGUCCACAUCGUGUCCGUGUCCUACCAGCACGCCCCGCAGAUGACCGUCAACUCGCUGCAGUGCCACCGGCACAAACCCUGGAGGUUCGGCGGGCGCUUCAUGAGCUUCAUCAAGGAGGUGAGAGACAAACGGACGGACGGACGGAUGGAUGGACUGACAGACGUGUACUGACACAGUGCUGUGACGGGCGUUAGGCUCGGAUUCGACCUGGAAUCACUCAAAGAGGACUCUGUUAACAAGGAAGCAGUGGGGAAGUGGAGCUCCUCGGGCGGCCUCAACAUCACCGAGCUUCCCAAACGGAGAGGGCUUAACAUCACGGACUCGCUGUCCAACCGCUCGCUCAUCAUCACCACCAUCCUGGAGGAGCCGUACGUGAUGUUUCGGAAGUCGGACAAGGCGCUGGCGGGGAACGAGCGGUUCGAGGGCUUCUGCAUCGACCUGCUGAAGGAGCUGGCCAACGUGCUGGGCUUCUCCUACGAGAUCCGGCUGGUGCCCGACGGGCGCUAUGGCUCGCAGGACGAGAAGGGCCAGUGGAAUGGGAUGGUGCGGGAGCUGAUGGAGCACAAAGCAGACCUUGCCGUGGCCCCCCUCACCAUCUCGUACCUGCGGGAAAAGGUGAUCGACUUCUCCAAGCCCUUCUUGAGCACGGGGAUCAGCAUCCUGUACCGGAAACCCAACAGCACCAACAACGGCUUCUUCUCCUUCCUCAACCCCAUGACCCCCGACAUCUGGGUCUACAUCCUGCUGGCCUACCUGGGCGUCAGCUGCGUCCUCUUCGUCAUCGCCAGAUUCAGCCCGUACGAGUGGUACGAUGCCCACCCCUGCAACCCCGGGUCAGAUGUGGUGGAGAACAACUUCACCCUCCUCAACAGCUUCUGGUUCGGCGUGGGAUCCCUGCUGCAGCAAGGCUCGGAGCUGAUGCCCAAGGCCCUGUCCACCCGCAUCAUCGGCGGGAUCUGGUGGUUCUUCACCCUCAUCAUCAUCUCCUCCUACACCGCCAACCUGGCGGCCUUCCUGACCGUGGAGCGCAUGGACCAGCCGGUGGAGUCCGCAGACGACCUGGCCAAGCAGACCCGGAUCGAGUACGGCGUGGUGAAGGACGGGGCCACCAUGACCUUCUUUAAGAAAUCCAAGGUCUCGACGUUCGAGAAGAUGUGGGCCUUCAUGAGCAGCAAGCAGAACACGGCGCUGGUGAAGUCCAACGAGGAGGGCAUCCAGAGGGUGCUCAAGUCCGACUACGCCCUGCUGAUGGAGUCCACCACCAUCGAGUACGUCACCCGCAGGAACUGCAACCUCACCAAGGUCGGCGGCUCCAUCGACAGCAAGGGCUACGGCAUCGGCACUCCGAUGGGCUCCCCCUACAGGGACAAGGUGACCAUCGCCAUCCUGAGCAUCCUGGAGGACGGCCGGCUGCACAUGCUGAAGGAGAAGUGGUGGGGCGGGAGCGGCUGCUCCGAGGAUGAGCGGCGGGAGGCCGGGCCAUUGGGCAUCCAGAACCUGGGCGGGAUCUUCAUCGUGCUGGCCGCCGGAUUGGUCCUCUCCGUCUUCGUGGCCAUCGGGGAGUUCAUCUACAAGCUGCGGAAAACCGCGGAGCGCGAGCAGCGGUCGUUCUGCAGCGCCAUGGCGGACGAGAUCCGGCUGUCGUUCACGUGCGAGCGGCGGGUGAAGCACAAGGCGCCGGCGCCGGCGAUGGUGAAGACGGACGCGGUGAUCAACAUGCACAGCUUCAACGACCGCCGGCUCCCGGGCAAGGACAGCAUGGCGUGCCCGGCGGGCAUGACGCCCGUGUUCCCAUGACAGACAGAGCCGGCCUGCCCGGGGCCGACAGAGCGCCGCGCCGCCGCCGCGGAGACCCCCGGCCCGUCUCCGCGGCAACACCCGCCGCCGCCGCCGUCCGGCGCCCGCGACGACCGGGACGGCGGCGG